This is a messenger RNA of Strongylocentrotus purpuratus (purple sea urchin), 1755 nucleotides long. RefSeq names its product poly(U)-specific endoribonuclease. Gene Ontology annotation, molecular function: RNA endonuclease activity; scavenger receptor activity; polysaccharide binding. Bases 57 to 1298 code for a protein of 413 amino acids. The transcript is spliced from 8 exons. The record is from RefSeq and is a predicted model, not a curated record. Gene Ontology annotation, biological process: immune response. NCBI's taxonomy places the organism in Eukaryota, Metazoa, Echinodermata, Echinoidea, Camarodonta, Strongylocentrotidae.
CAUAAUCCAGGUUGUCCAUUGCCAAAUAAGCAACGUCUGAUCAUCGAGUCGUCAUCAUGUUAUUCUCUCCUAUUCUUGUCCUCUGCCUCGUGCUGCACAUUGGAAUCGCAGCUUCGGCUGACUCCUGUUCCGGGAGGUGCAACUCGGGCGUCGAUUCUUCGAAGAGCUGCCAAUGUAACAGUGCUUGCGAGACCUACGGGGACUGCUGCACAGACUACCAAUCUGAAUGUCUCGGUGGGGCAUAUUCGUGUAACUCGAGGUGUGGCGAAUCCUACAACUCAGGCAACCCCUGCCAUUGCAACGAUUUAUGUUCGCAAUACAGCAACUGCUGCACAGACUACGACAGCCAAUGCUCGGGUGGGGUAGAUCCGGGGGUAGAUUCGUGUAGCUCGCGGUGUGGCGAAUCCUACAACGCAGCCAACCCCUGCCAUUGCAACGAUCAAUGUACGCAGUACAGCAACUGCUGCACAGACUACGACAGCUUGUGCUCGGGUGGAGGAAACCCCGGAGAAACCCUUUCAUCCCUGGCUGAGGCAUUGUGGGAAGCUGAUGACAAUGGUAUCGGCGGUUCCGACCUGGUCUUCAACAGACAAGCAUACCUGAGCAACUACGCGGCACGAAACGAUUUGUCCUCGCAGCCUCUCUUUACCUACGUCAACCCUGCCAAGCUGGAUACCGGAACAUGGCCGACGUUCAGGGCUCUCCUCGACAACUACAUCCGGUUCACCGGCAGCUCCGAUACCAACACCGCUAAUGAGGAGCGAGAGAUCGAAAACUUCCUCGACGAGGUAUUCAAUACCAGGGUCAUGGACUUGACGUAUGAUUACUUGUUCAAUAAAGGUUACUUUUCGUCACUGUCGGCAUUCAGGAGCUACGUCAAGGACAUCUGGUUCACGUCCUACACCCGGUCCGGCGGCGUCCUCGACUCGUCCGCCUUCGAGCACACGUUCGUCGGCGAGGUCAAGAACGGCAAGGUCAGCGGCUACCAUAACUGGCUGGCCUUCUACGAGGACGAGCUCGAAGGAAAUGUCAACUACUACGGUUACACCAGCGACAACGAGCCCAACCAAAUUCUGAUGCAGUUCCGUCUUGACGAUAAUGGUUCCUCGUAUUACAAGGAGCUGGCCUCCAUCAUCUACGGAGCCAGUCCCGAGUUCGAACUAGCCAUCUUCACGGUUUGUUUCAAGGAGAACCCUAAUGCUCUGAGUACCUUCACCAUGGCCGGUGGGAUAACACAGAAAGUACAGACAUGGGACUACAAUGGAGGAUACAUCGGAUCCGCCUACUUCAGCGUCUAAAAAUGGCGUUUACAAUCUAUCCUUUGGCUGUCUUGUCAUUGGAUAUUAUUCCCCUUAUCCUAUUAUUCCAUUCAAUCAAAUUCCAUUAUAUAUCAAUAUCUGUGGCCUCGCACAGAAGGAACAUAUACUUGGGUUACUCAUUCUCUCGCUGUUUCAGGAGGCACUCGUUCUUCCUAAGAUACAACAAAUGAUAUAAACAUAUAUUAACAUUUAUAAACAUAUAUAUCAUAUAUAAACACAUAAUAAUCAUGCGUUUAUAUAUGUUUAUUAAUAUAUAAACGUAAAUAUAAACAUGAUUAUAUAAUUAAUCGUGAUGGUCGAAAUUCAGUCAUCAGUUUUACUAAUUUUUCAAAUAUAUUGGUCAUUGAAUAUGUAAUAAAAAGCAAAACCUAUCAUGUAAAUUAUUCUGUUCCACAUGAUCUGAAAUUAAAGCAUCCUUGCUGAAAAGAAUACAUGA